GCGUCGUAGUACAAAGAAAAAAAAAGAGCAUAAAUCGGAAAGCAAAUGAAAAUGAGGACUUCCUUCGGAACUCGUUUUCGCAUUCACUUCCUCUGCAUUUCCACCACCGCCCUAUUUAUCACUGCUUCUCUUGCUUACCAUCACCAUCAUCAAGGAGGAGGUGAAGAAGAAGAAGAAAGUCUGAUCGCAAUGGCAACUCUCGGAGGCGUCAAGGAAUCGGAGGGGUUCCAGAACAGCGUUGAGAUCGAGGAUCUCGCUCGGUUCGCUGUGGAAGAGCACAACAAGAAGGAGAAUAAACUACUAGAGUUUGCAAGGGUUGUGAAGGCCAAAGAGCAGGUAGUGGCAGGCACUCUGCAUCACUUGACUGUGGAGGCAAUUGAUGCCGGAACUAAGAAGCUCUAUGAGGCCAAGGUCUGGGUCAAGCCAUGGCUGAACUUUAAGGAGCUUCAGGAAUUUAAGCAUGCUGGAGACUCGCCCUCACUUACUGCUUCUGACCUUGGUGUCAAGCGAGAUGGACAUGAACCUGGAUGGCGAAAUGUGCCUGCACAUGACCCUGUGGUCAAGGACGCAGCAAAUCAUGCUGUCACAACCAUCCAGCAGAGGUCCAACUCCAUUGUCCCCUAUGAACUUCUGGACAUCCUUCAUGCUAAGGCAGAGGUGAUUGAAGAUUCUGCCAAGUUUGAUAUGCUGCUUAAGCUUAAGAGAGGGAGCAAGGAGGAGAAAUUCAAGGUUGAAGUGCACAAAAACUUAGAAGGCACCUUUCAUUUGAAUCAGAUGCAGCAAGAACAUGUGGAUUCUGUUUGAAUGGUCUUGUUAAUAUGCGUAAGAAUGUGGAACUACUAACUAAAUGAAUGUCCUGGGUUUCUGUUGUCAGGAAACUUUGUUUGUUAUGAUAUUAUGUAAGCAUAAACGAUAACUACUAAAAUAAGUGUAACAGUUGAUGUUUGAACAAAUACAGUAUAUUCUGUUCAAGUAAACUGUUUGUUUGUUGGUUUGGACU
This is a messenger RNA of Dioscorea cayenensis subsp. rotundata (Guinea yam), 1000 nucleotides long. Its product is annotated as cysteine proteinase inhibitor 12-like. Gene Ontology annotation, molecular function: cysteine-type endopeptidase inhibitor activity. The record is from RefSeq and is a predicted model, not a curated record. Lineage: Eukaryota; Viridiplantae; Streptophyta; Magnoliopsida; Dioscoreales; Dioscoreaceae. The coding region runs from base 46 to 804 and encodes 252 amino acids. The transcript is spliced from 4 exons.